UAUUUUUAUCGGGAUUUGCGAAAAGCGAGCGCCCAUUUUUCAAAAUUUUCAAUCACAGAUGAAUAAUGCAUGUAUGUCUCUAUCUAUGCAUCCCAGCUGGAGAUUUGGGGGUGUGCACCACUCUCAUCUCUACUCAAUAACAGCCCUUUCAUUUAGCCUAAGGAAAUUGUGCGUUUGUUAGAGAUUGAAAGAGGAGGAAAAUGGAGAAAGCUCUUAUGAAGGUAAGCAGCUUGAAAGCCGGGAGCUUUUGGAUAUCAAGCAAAGCCAAGGAGGAGUUCUCUAAUAUCACUCAGGACAUUACGUAUAUCUCAAAUACUGUGGAAGAGAAGGCAAAGUGGGUUUUCAACAAGCUAAAAGGAAAGCCAGUGAAAACCUUGCCUGAUCUUCUCCGAGAGUACAACUUACCACCUGGCCUCUUUCCCCAGAACAUAACAUGCUACGAGUUUGAUGAAUCAAAGGCCAAGCUGACUGUGUACCUUCCCUCUGCCUGUGAAGUCAGCUUCAGCGACUCCUCUGUAAUAAGGUAUGCAACCAGGGUAAAAGGAAUUCUUCUGAGGGGAAAGCUCACAGGAAUAGAGGGCAUGAAGACCAAGGUCCUGGUAUGGGUAAAGGUCACAAAUGUUGCAGUUGAAAGCUAUAAGUCUGACAAAGUGUGGUUUACAGCGGGUGUGAAGAAGUCAAGACCUAAGGAUGCUUAUGAAAUGCCCCGUGAUGCUGUCAGAGUACAAGAAUUUUGAGUUUGGAUGAUUGAAGCUGGAGGACGUGAUUGUCGAGACAGAGAGUCAGUAGAUGACCUUGGUCUCCAGUAGUGUCUUUUGUUUUAUUAUGCAAAAGAUGAGCUACAUUGCAGUUAUUCCUUUCCUAGUAUGAAAUCUCAUACUGGUUAGGAGGUUUAUGCAAAUGUAGAUUUUUGGUGGUGGAUAAACAUAAACUUGAUGUGCUCAUUAUACGAUGGUGCAAUUAAACCGUCUUCGUGCCUUUGAUGUUUAA
Molecule: messenger RNA, 990 nt
Organism: Vitis riparia (riverbank grape)
Lineage: Eukaryota; Viridiplantae; Streptophyta; Magnoliopsida; Vitales; Vitaceae
Exons: 3
Coding region: 201-737 (178 amino acids)
Source: RefSeq, a predicted model, not a curated record